This is a messenger RNA of Stegastes partitus (bicolor damselfish), 3950 nucleotides long. Its product is annotated as Na(+)/H(+) exchange regulatory cofactor NHE-RF2. The transcript is spliced from 6 exons. Gene Ontology annotation, cellular component: apical plasma membrane. The record is from RefSeq and is a predicted model, not a curated record. Gene Ontology annotation, molecular function: signaling receptor binding; protein-membrane adaptor activity. The coding region runs from base 409 to 1569 and encodes 386 amino acids. Gene Ontology annotation, biological process: protein localization to plasma membrane. NCBI's taxonomy places the organism in Eukaryota, Metazoa, Chordata, Actinopteri, Pomacentridae.
UCCGAGGAUCUCCUCCACUUUUCCAGAAGCAUUCAUGAUGCUCUGCUGGAGGCACUGAAGUCUCUCUGCGCGCCGCGUCGGAUCAGUUUUGGAGUCGCCAGCAGUGCGCUUCAGUUUGGACACACGAUCUGCUGGACUGGUUGCAUCGUUUCCCUACAUUUUAACUUUGCUGCUCUUUUGCAUGUGUUGUGGACGCGGAGGAUUGUUGUUCUGAAGUGGAGCCGGUUUGCUUUGCAUUUUUUUUUUGUGUGUUGCUCUCGAUAUGGGGGAAAGCGCGCGUAUGGGGCAGAUAUGUUUUGGCACCGUGGAAGUUUAGCCCUGCAGCCGCUCUCCUAAGCUCCCAUCUUUGCAUUUUGAUUAUUAAACUUUAACCAAACACCGCAGGAGGGUUUGAAACGACGGAGAGAGAUGGCCAACGAGAGGAAACCGCGGCUUUGUCUCAUGGCAAAAGGGGAGAACGGGUAUGGAUUUCACUUGCAUGGCGAGAAGGGGAAGAGCGGGCAGUUCAUCCGCAAAGUGGAGGCUGGCUCCCCCGCAGAAGCGUCGGGGCUGCGCGCCGGGGACAGAGUGGUGGCGGUGAAUGGAGCUAAUGUGGAGAAAGAGACACACCACCAGGUGGUCCAGCGGAUUAAAGCGGUGGACCACGAGACCAGGCUGCUGGUGGUCGACCACGAGACCCAUGAAAGUCUUCGCAGCCUUCGCCUCACAGCCACGGAGGAGAUGGCCAUCGUGGGGACGGGGCCUCCUCUUCCUCCUUCCUCCUCCUCUCCCCCGGCCUCCCCUUCCCCGGCGCCGUCCUCCACCCCGUCGUCCCCCAUAAAGAAGCGGGAGAACGGCUCGGUGUCCAAGCAGCCCGUCACGCUGAGCGGUCAGGUGCAGAAACCCACCAGGAGGUCGCCGUCAAAGGCUGCUAAGAAGGAGGCUGUUAUCCAGGUCGAAGCUCAGAACCAGGCCCAGUCUCAGCCCCGCGACCCGGCCGAGCUCGCCCCACGCCUGUGCCACCUGGUUCGGUCGGACACGGGCUACGGCUUCAACCUCCACAGCGACCGGUCGCGGCCCGGACAGUACAUCCGCUCCCUGGACCCGGGGUCGCCUGCAGACCACGCCGGGCUCCGACCGCAGGACAGACUCAUCGAGGUGAACGGCGUGAACAUCGAGGGCAUGCGGCACGCGGAGGUGGUGGCCUUCAUAAAGAAAGGCGGAGACGAGACCUGGCUGCUGGUGGUCGACCCGGAAACGGACGACCACUUCAAGAGGAGAGGCGUGAUCCCCACCGUCAACCAUCUCAAAGACUACGAUGGUCCCUCCAUAUCCAACGGCUCGCCCAGCCCUCACAUCAACGGCAGCUCCACCACACAGUCCAUCAGGUCGACGCACUCCGACCUGAGCAGCCAGGGCAACAGCACGCAGCUGGCGGACGACGAGGGCCGGCUGGACCCGUUCGCCGAGAUGGGCCUGACUCUGAGCGCCACGGCGGCGGAGGAGAAGAUGAAGAUCCACGCCAAAGAGAAGAAGAAGGCGCCACAGAUGGACUGGAUGAAGAAAUACGAGCUCUUCAGCAAUUUCUGAGACUUCCCCCUCCGAGGACGCUUCGAAGACCAAAGGACGGAGCUCCCUGCGGCCUCCUGCGUGGACCAGUUGGUGCGAUGGGAGAACGUCCCUCCUCAUUCACAUCUUUUUCUUAGAGAAAGCACCGAGACGACCCACACAGAUAAUUUGCUGCUGGACUCAAAAAGAUGAAAGGAUUUGACUUUUUGAAGCCACUUUAACAGCUCCCCUUCCUUCAAAGUACUACACAAAGUGCUGAAUGACUAAAAACAAAACGUAAUUUGCUAUAAACAGACUGUUCAGAAGGGAGGAGCGUCUCACAAACCUUCAUGCGCCGCAGACAUGAAUUCACAGAUUUGCCUCGACCCCCCUUCACUUUAACCAUCCCUUACUCACAAAGACUCAUUUCCACAACUAUUUUUAUAUUUAAAAAGCAUUUAAAGAAAACAAAAACUAUAAACAAACAGCAUCCCAUCAUCGCGGACUGCAUUCUAAAGACUUUUAUGGACACUGUGACCAUAUUGAUUGUGGAUAUUGUGGGAGUUUUGGCCCAACGUUGGCAGAAGAUCACUGUGAAAGAGUUGAGACCUCCAGCAUUUAGUAAUAACCGCUGACACGGAAGAGGAUGGUUGUUUAUCCUACGUGUGUUUGUACAUUAACUGAUCCCAUCACCGAAAUAAUCCCCUACUUGUCUAACGCUCAGUUGUAAUAAGUGUAUCACCACUAACCUCUUUUCACAAAAGUGCUCGGGUGCACACAUGCACGACAAAAAGGGAGGCGCCACUAACAUUAGACGCAUUGUCAAAGGCGACCGACGGACGAGGACGUUUGUUGGCGUGUGGGAUGAGGCUGUGCAGCAGAGGGCAAGCUUACUCCACCAACACAAACCGUCUCUUCGAACCAAACAGAGCGCACGUCGAUCCAGACUUCAUUCAUCGUUUCGUAAUUUCCCCGAAACAAAGAUUAAUUCAGGUGAGGUGGGAGAAAAGAAAUUCUUGGAUAAUUAGAAGGUUUAUUCCCGGCAGCGCGAGGCGGCUGCGAGUGAAAGAGAGGCAGACUCUGUGGUUCUUUUGAUUUGAAAGCAAGUGGCUGAAGUGAAGGCUGAGAGCAAGUUAUGAAGGAAAAUGUUUGAACUCUUAUUGUAGCACGAUUGCAGAGUCUUCAAUCAUUCAUGGAGAACUGGAAGGAAUUUCAGGGGAAUUUACUCAUAGUCAAGUAGGAUUUGGAAUAAAAUGGAAAAGGAUGAAAUUAGCGUCAUUGGCGGGUGAGACUGUCCUGGAGGAAGGAAUAUUUUUGGAAAUACAGAGACAGACAAUAGGGACGUCAUUCUUGGGUCUGAAUAUGAUGCUGCCGGUAGCAACAGGUUAGCGUAGCUUAGCACAAACACAGUAAACAGAGGGAAACAGCUAGCCUCGCUGCGUCCAGAGGGAACAAACUGCCCUAAUCACCAUGCUCUAUGGGGGUUGUUUAAUGCUAAUUUUCCAUUUUAGGAAGUUUUGCAAAUGGACCCCAGAGCUGAAGUACAAUUUUAAGUUACUUGAGUAUACAGAAAUACUUUCACUACAUUUAAUUGAUUGUUUCAGUUACUUGCAAGAUUUUGUUUCGUACAAAAAAACUAUAUACAAUCAGCUAUAAAUUAGUUGUUAAAUCGCCUUUUUCCAGCUCCGCACAUUAAUCAAAAACAUGGCAAGAAUUUGUCUCCAGGUCUAUUUUGCUGGGAACACUUUUGUCAUUUCGUGUACAUUCAAAUGCACGACUUCUUCCUUCCAUCUUGGACAUUUCUCAGAAAGUUUUAACAGCUGGAUGGAGUCGAGCUGCUUUCUCCCGUCUCCAGUCUUUGAGCUGAGUCAUUUCGAUUUAACUUAGAGACGUGAAAGUUGCGUACACCUUAUCUACCAUAACGUCGACCCAUUCUUUUUGAUAAACAAGUGCCAGAGUGUAUCUGAAGCUAAAGGCCCUGCGGGAUUCACCAAGCGGGGAGCACGUCGCUAGCUUUGCAGGUCGCGGGGCGGAGAAGCUCGGUGAGGUCAGAGAUGCUCUGGAGGAUCUAGUGGAAGAGACUGUGGGAGCCAUGGAGCUUACUGAGGAUUACUCCACAUGCAGGGACAGCUGUCGUACACAUGCUCACACACGUCUGCUGCACAAUGUGUGUGCAGAGGAGGUACAUACGUGAUGCCACAGCCCCGGCAGCGUUGGUGUAAUGCGUUACAGUGAGUGGAUUGGAGAAGUUUUUUUGGGGGGGUUUUGUACUCAUUCACACCCUCAGUCUCUGUAUGUUCUGACAAUCACAGCAAAACUAUCUCUCCUCCUGUGGCUGAUGUAUAUACAGUAAAAGCAUACAGUAUAUAUGGCAGGUUGCAUUUUUCAAUAAAGUGUGACAAUGGCGUUUUUGAAUAUAUCAA